Messenger RNA from Orycteropus afer afer, 3069 nucleotides. RefSeq names its product iron responsive element binding protein 2 (gene IREB2). Gene Ontology annotation, molecular function: iron-responsive element binding; 4 iron, 4 sulfur cluster binding; aconitate hydratase activity. NCBI's taxonomy places the organism in Eukaryota, Metazoa, Chordata, Mammalia, Tubulidentata, Orycteropodidae. The record is from RefSeq and is a predicted model, not a curated record. Gene Ontology annotation, cellular component: mitochondrion; cytosol. Gene Ontology annotation, biological process: citrate metabolic process; tricarboxylic acid cycle.
CUUCCCCCACGGCCCUCUCCCCGGGAUAAUAUGGUCUCCGGCGAUGGACGCCCCAAGUGGAGGAUGCGCCUUUGAGUACCUUAUUGAAACAUUAAAUGACAGUUCACAUAAGUUCUUCAAUAUACCUAAACUUGGAGGCACCAAGUAUGAUGCUCUGCCUUAUUCAAUACGGGUCCUGUUGGAAGCUGCUGUACGGAAUUGUGAUGGUUUUUUAAUGAAAAAGGAAGAUGUUAUGAACAUUUUAGACUGGAAAACCAAACAAAGCAAUGUCGAAGUGCCCUUUUUUCCUGCCCGUGUUCUUCUUCAAGAUUUUACUGGAAUACCAGCAAUGGUGGAUUUUGCUGCUAUGAGGGAGGCAGUGAAAACCCUUGGAGGUGAUCCUCAGAAAGUCCAUCCCGCCUGUCCAACAGAUCUCACAGUUGACCAUUCUUUACAAAUUGACUUCAGUAAAUGUGCAAUACAGAAUGCUCCAAAUCCUGGAGGUGGUGACCUACAGAAAGCAGGAAAACUCUCUCCACUUAAAGUGCAGCCUAAGAAGCUUCCCUGCAGAGGCCAGACUACCUGCCGAGGAUCAUGUGAUUCUGGAGAACUGGGCCGAAACUCAGGAAAAUUUUCCUCACAGAUUGAGAACACACCCAUUCUGUGUCCUUUUCAUUUGCAACCAGUGCCUGAACCUGAAACAGCGUUAAAAAAUCAAGAAGUAGAAUUUGGCAGAAAUCGAGAAAGGCUUCAAUUUUUCAAGUGGAGUUCAAGAGUUUUUAAGAAUGUGGCUGUAAUCCCUCCUGGAACUGGAAUGGCACAUCAAGUAAACUUAGAAUAUUUGUCAAGAGUGGUUUUUGAAGAAAAGGACUUCCUCUUUCCCGACAGCGUAGUGGGCACAGAUUCUCAUAUAACCAUGGUGAAUGGUUUGGGGAUUCUGGGAUGGGGAGUUGGAGGCAUUGAAACUGAAGCAGUUAUGCUUGGUCUGCCCAUUUCUCUUAGUUUACCAGAGGUGGUUGGAUGUGAGUUAACUGGGUCAUCAAAUCCUUUUGUUACAUCCAUAGACAUUGUUCUUGGCAUUACAAAGCACCUCAGGCAAGCAGGAGUGGCUGGAAAGUUUGUUGAGUUUUUUGGAAAUGGAGUUUCACAAUUAUCUGUAGUUGAUCGAACUACAAUAGCAAACAUGUGUCCAGAAUAUGGUGCUAUCCUCAGCUUUUUCCCUGUUGACAAUGUGACAUUAAAACAUUUAGAAUAUACAGGUUUUGACAAAGCCAAACUAGAGUCAAUGGAAACUUACCUUAAAGCUGUGAAAUUGUUUCAAAAUGAUGAGAAUUCUUCAAGAGAACCUGAAUAUUCCCAGGUAAUUCAGAUUAAUCUGAAUUCAAUAGUUGCAUCUGUCAGUGGUCCAAAAAGACCUCAGGAUAGAGUUGCUAUAACAGAUAUGAAAAGUGAUUUCCAAGCUUGCUUAAAUGAAAAGGUUGGAUUUAAAGGCUUCCAAAUUGCAGCUGAAAAACAAAAUGAUGUCAUCUCUAUUAAUUAUGAAGGAAGUGAAUAUAAGCUGUCUCAUGGGUCUGUGGUCAUUGCUGCAGUUAUCAGUUGUACCAAUAACUGUAAUCCAUCUGUCAUGCUUGCUGCAGGUCUUUUGGCUAAAAAGGCUGUUGAAGCUGGUCUGCAUGUUAAACCUUAUAUCAGAACAAGCUUAUCUCCGGGCAGUGGGAUGGUUACACAUUACCUCAGUUCAAGUGGAGUAUUACCGUAUCUUAGUAAGCUUGGAUUUGAAAUAGUUGGCUAUGGAUGUUCAACGUGUGUGGGAAAUACAGCACCCUUAUCAGAAGCAGUUUUAAAUGCGGUAAAACAGGGUGAUUUGGUUACUUGUGGAGUUUUAUCUGGAAACAAAAAUUUUGAAGGUCGUCUUUGUGACUGUGUUCGUGCCAAUUACCUUGCCUCUCCACCAUUAGUGGUAGCUUAUGCCAUAGCAGGCACAGUGGAUAUAGAUUUCCACACAGAACCGUUAGGUAUUGACCAUACUGGCAAAAAUAUUUACCUUCUUGAUAUUUGGCCUAGUCAAGAAGAAGUCCAUCAGGUGGAAGAAGAACAUGUGAUAUUAUCCAUGUUUAAAGCAUUGAAAGAGAAAAUCGAGAAGGGAAAUAAAUGGUGGAAUUCCUUAGAAGCACCAGAUUCAGUUUUGUUUCCGUGGGAUUUAAAGUCUACUUAUAUUAGAUGUCCUUCAUUUUUUGAUAAACUUACCAAAGAGCCAGUUGCACUUCAGCCUAUUGAAAAUGCCCAUGUCUUAUUAUAUUUGGGAGAUUCUGUCACGACAGAUCAUAUAUCACCUGCUGGAAGCAUCGCUAGGAGUAGUGCUGCUGCUAAGUAUUUGACAAACAGAGGCCUUACCCCUCGUGAAUUCAACUCUUACGGAGCCCGAAGAGGUAAUGAUGCUGUGAUGACAAGAGGCACUUUUGCAAAUAUCAAGCUUUUUAAUAAGUUUAUUGGAAAACCAGCCCCUAAAACAAUUCAUUUCCCAUCAGGACAGACGCUAGAUGUUUUUGAGGCUGCAGAACUGUACCAGAAAGAAGGUAUCCCACUGAUUAUUUUAGCAGGAAAGAAAUAUGGUUCAGGAAAUUCAAGAGACUGGGCUGCCAAAGGACCGUACUUGCUGGGUGUGAAAGCUGUUUUGGCUGAAAGUUAUGAAAAAAUUCACAAAGAUCAUUUGAUUGGAAUUGGCAUAGCUCCACUUCAGUUCCUUCCAGGAGAAAAUGCAGAUUCCUUGGGCCUCUCUGGCAGAGAAACAUAUUCUUUAACAUUUCCCGAAGAACUGUUUCCUGGAAUUACGUUAAAUAUAAAGACAAGCACUGGAAAAGUAUUCGGCGCAAUUGCUUCCUUUGAAAAUGACGUGGAAAUAACAUUAUACAAACAUGGAGGAUUAUUAAACUUUGUGGCACGAAAAUUCUCAUAGUAUCUACUUACCAUCAAGACCUUUCAUGACUUAAAAGGGCAAGGCUAUUUGUCCUUACAUGGAGUUGCAGCCAGUCCCAGUAUGCUCACCUAUCUCAUCCCUGGAUGUAAAUGAUUGCGAAUCAACGUAGUAAC